Messenger RNA from Yamadazyma tenuis ATCC 10573, 3283 nucleotides. Lineage: Eukaryota; Fungi; Ascomycota; Pichiomycetes; Serinales; Debaryomycetaceae. The record is from RefSeq and is a predicted model, not a curated record.
AUGUCAGAUCACAUUUCCACAAUCUCAGACUCCCUCGUGCUGCCCGUACUGCCAGUGCGGGCCAGGUCCUCGAGCGCCUCGAAGGGUACCCAGCCAAUUCCCAAGAAGUCACAACAAAUUAAAACUGACAAGCCCCGGCCCCAUAUUUGUCUGACGUGUACCAGGGCCUUUGCCCGGUUGGAACACUUGAAGCGUCAUGAGAGGUCCCACACCAACGAGAAGCCCUUCCAGUGCGCCGCUUGCGGUCGGUGCUUUGCUCGCCGUGACUUGGUGUUACGGCACCAGCAGAAACUUCAUACCAAUCUUCCUAACAUCAUGGGACGUACCGGUAAAGACGGUGCUGAGGGUCCUAGUAUGAAUAACGAACACAUAAUCGUAUUGCCCAACAAUACCGAACCCAAUGCAGCGUUACCCAUACCCUUGUCGGUGGCCCACCGGAGCGUGAAGUCGGUGUCUGCUGGUUCAUCGGUACCAGCUGCCAGACGAUCGGUCUUUUCCGAUAACAAGGAACUUUUCCCCCGUCACUCGUCCUAUAGUGCUGCCCUGUCCACCUCGUAUGGGCCUAUGAAGGAGAGCUUCAACGCCAUCCGCGAAGAAACGACCAUCGACAACGUCGAGUUUUCCACCCCCCAAUUGAACCAUAUCGACUUGAAUUUCGAUUGGAACACCAUCGAGUCGUUGGAUUUACAGAACUCCGUGGGUCACCACUUGAAUGACUAUGGCCUUUCGUUCCGUAAAGAUGCCAGCAACAUGAUUAACAAGAAUACCGCAACUCCCAGCGACUAUGAACCGUCUCCUCACACCCAGGAGAACUAUCGGCUGCCCAACUUCAAGUUCGACUCCAAGCGGCGAAAGGUGGAUGACAUCUCGCCCAACGGUACGCCCGCCACCUCGGCUAAUAGCAAGGAUAUGAAUCUCGAGCUCGAUGGUUUGAGCCAUUUCAAAAUCGAUAUGGACAUCCACAAACACAAUGACAAGGGUCGCCACCACUCGACGCCCGGGUCGGUGGGGACUCCAGCGCUGAUGAAGGGCCCUUUAUCGACACAGUCACAGGGCCACGCGUCCCAGGGCCAGUUCGGCCAGAUCCACCUGAACAGCCCCAUGCAUGCGAUGCCCCGAGAGCAUGAGUCCAUUUCAGAUAACGGCGACUGGCUCCAGGAGAUCAUCAACACGCCGUAUGAGCCAGUUUUCUCCAACGAUACCGCUGCUCUGCCCAAGAUGUUUGAUGAAAUCACCAGUUUGUUUAAGACCAGACAGCUGGACUUAAGCAAGCAUAUGCAUCUGGACCACCACGAUCUCCAGGCUUCUCAGCACCAAAUUCCCAUGGGAAACAAUAACCAGAUUCCCAAUAACGAAGACCAUGAGAAGAUUGAUGCCAACAUCAACUCAUACUUCAUCUGCGAUGAAGUGAGAGAAAGAAUCAUGGUGAUGAGCAAUUUGAGCGACAUGCAGUUUCCCAAGGUCGACGAACUCAACAACUACAUGAAACUUUAUGAGAAGGAGUUCAACAAGUAUUUUCCUUUCAUUCACUUGCCGUCGUUAAGAAAUCCCAUGGUCGAUAAGUUUGAAAAUAUCCCUUUGUUAUUGGCCAUGACAUCAAUCGGGGCGUUGUACUCUUAUAAUGAUGCAAACACUUUACUUCUUUUCAACUUGUCGAAGUAUCAUAUCCAGAAUUUCUUCGAAAAGGAAGUCACUUUGGACAACUUGCAGUUCAAAAAAGUCCCGUUGAUGGCACACCAGUGUUUGGUGCUUCAUAUAUUCAUUUCGAUGUUUCUCAAUGAGCCUCCAAUGAUUGAUAUUACUUCCAGACAAAUGAAGUCAAUGGUGGGGUUGAUAAAGUCCACCAACUUUCAUAAACCAUUGGACAAGUUUUUGGUUCCCCCCAAGUCCAUUAUUCACCUCAAAACAAACGAUCAAAAUAUGAAUAUAGGCGAUGUUGAGUACGACCAUGAUACAGGAUUGGUGCAAACCAAUUUUGACUACUUUAUCAUGGCUCAGUCUAGGAUUAGAACUAUCUUCGUGUUCUACAUGUUGCAGCAAGUGAGAACUUCGACUUUAUUGGACUUGUCCAUCUUGCUCAAUGGCUCCACUAUUAGUUCCGGAAACUAUUGCUGUAAUGAAAACUUGUGGAAGUGUGAAAAUAGUAGUCAAUGGUUAGGAGAGUUAAUGAAGAUGAAUAACAAGCAAAACAUUAUUGACUUGAGUAACAACGGAACGUUGAACGAUCUUAUUGUUAAUUUGAAUAAGUUCAAGACCAUGAAGUUAAGCUUUUUCAACUUGUUGUGUUUAAUGGUAUACGUACAUGAACGGAUCCAAGAACAGUUUGGAAAACUCAAACAGCAGCAUCAAAACCAUCAUCACAACCAAUUCGAUUAUAUCAACUGGAAAUUGAAUAAUCAAGGUUUAAAGGAUCUUCUUAAAUCAUGGGAAAUGAAUUUUAUCAAGAAUGAUGGAGUUUUGAUCAUUAAUGACAUGAACCGUCAUCUUCUUAGUGAACAUAACGAAUUGAAGUUAAUUUUGCCCAUGUACCAUUUGGCUAAAAUUAAGAUAUGUGUUAACUUGACUCCAAUUAUCGAAAGGGUGGUUUACAAGGACUGGGAAAAUAUGAAUAACUAUUUGGACCACUUGCACUUGGAUUUUGAUGGAUUAAAAGAACUGAUAAGCUACUCCAUAGAUACCAUGGACUUGUGGAAUCAGAAUAUUUUGGAGGUGAAUAAUUCGAUUGAAAACAAUUUGAGAACCCCGGUGUUUUUUGUCACCUGUAUGUUCGUUUCGAUAUUGUUAAUCAGCCAAUUCUUGUAUUAUAUUGAACAGAUUAAUGAUAAAGACUACGGAAUCCAAUUGGGUGUCACUGAAAAGAUCUUGUGGUUGAAGUGUGAAAGAAUCUUGAAGAAAUGCGAGAAGACCAUCUCCUUAAACUACACUCAGCAAAAUUUAUUUGCUGAAGAAUAUGAAAACUACGAAUCAAUCCGGAAAUUGAUUGAAACAAAUUCUAAUUCUAAACUAAUUGUCAAUUCUUUGAAAUUGAUCAAACUUUCCAAUAAGUGCUUGUUUUUGGGCGUGAGAAUCUUGGCUGAUGCGCCAAUCUGGCCCUUGGCUAUGGGAUUUGCCGAAGCUUUGAAAAAUAGAGCUAACUACAUUUCCAGAACCAAUCAAAUUUAAUGUAUAUUAUGUCGCUAACAUGUAAACUUUGAUGAUGCGAAGUUGGAAAUUUGCAGCCAGUUGCCCUAAAUAAAGAAAUUACUAGAAGAAUGUGGAAAUGAUAGUGAUAGUCGUCGCCUUU